AUGAGCUGGAGAAAAGAGUACUUGGAUUUAGUUUUGGUGCCAACUGGUUUGCUGAUCAUGUGUUGCUACCAUCUCUACCUCCUGUAUAGAUGCCUAAAAUUUCCUGAGACCACUAUAAUUGGCUAUGAAAAUCACUGUAGAAGAGCUUGGGUUGAGAGGGUGUUGCAGGUUGAGGCAAAGGAGAGAGGUCUAUACCUAGCAGUAAUCAACAGCACUAUCACAGCAUCAACUUUCUUGGCAUCAACUUCUCUAGCCCUAAGCUCCAUAAUCGGAACAUGGGUUGGCAGCUCUUCUCAUAACAUCUUUCAAAGUAGUAUCAUAUACGGUAAUACUAGUUCAUCAAUGGUUUCUAUCAAAUAUAUUAGCCUGCUCAUAUGUUUCCUAGUGGCUUUUGCUUCUUUCCUUCAAUGUGUAAGAUCCCUAGUCCAUGCCAACUUCCUUAUUAGUAUGCCAAAUAGUAAUAUACCUGUGAGUUAUGUGCAGAAGGCAGUGAUUAGAGGAAGCGUUUUUUGGUCUGUUGGGUUAAGAGCAAUCUACUUUGCCACCAAUUUGCUGCUGUGGAUCUUUGGUCCAAUACCUAUGCUUGUAGCUUCAUUGGUUAUGGUGGUGAGUUUGAACACUCUAGACUCAAAUUCAACCCCGCUGCAUCAGUUUGAAUCAGCAUCAGAGAUUCAUACGCUCUUCAGGAGGAUUGGCAAGGAAAUAACUGCAGUUGAACAAAAAACUGUGCAACACAAUAGACAACAUGAUAAAGAAGGCAAAGAAAGCAAAUCUUCAGAUCAUACAAUAUCACCCCAAACAAUUUCAGGAUGAAAAAAAUAAGGGAGUACUUUCAUCAUGUGUUGAAGAAAGAAGAAACCCUUACAGCAGCAAGCAAGUUGAAAUUAAUCUAGCUACAAAUUGACUUGCUUCAUGAUAUGUAAAAAAACAUCCUAAAGUUAAAAUUCAAGAGCAUGUACCAUGGAAACACAAUGGUGUUGACAAUUC
This is a messenger RNA of Ricinus communis (castor bean), 987 nucleotides long. RefSeq lists its product as uncharacterized. The transcript is spliced from 2 exons. NCBI's taxonomy places the organism in Eukaryota, Viridiplantae, Streptophyta, Magnoliopsida, Malpighiales, Euphorbiaceae. Bases 1 to 813 code for a protein of 270 amino acids. The record is from RefSeq and is a predicted model, not a curated record.